AUGGCUCGUCGAUGGAAACUAAAGCUUCCAGAGUUGCGUUUCCUCAACUGGCGGCGCUGGGAAGCCUACACGGACAGUUGGGAGACGUCCUCUUCCACGGACGUGGAAAAGCUCGUCGAACCAGCACACCGUGAAACGCUGUCGCUUCCAGACACCAGCGAGGUGCGUCGUCUACUUGCGAGUCUUGCACCGUUCGAACUAGAGCGUCUGCAGUCAGUUCAAGCUGUAUUCUGGCUGCUGAAGCCGUUCCUGUGGCCGCGGGAGUGGCGCAUCCGGUUCUACGUGGCGCUCACCUUCGUGCUCACUGUUGCGGGCAAGGUGCUGACGGUGCUCGCACCGGUAGCGCUGAAACGCGUCAUUGACGCGCUCGCGUCAGCACCCGUUGGCUCGUCCACCGCUGCUGUUCGCAAGGCAGUCACCUACACCGUACUAUAUGCAGCGUCACGCUUUGGUAUGCAGCUGCUGAACGACGGCCAACGCUAUGCAUGGCUAACUGUCUCGCAGACGGCAACUCGUGCCAUAGCCUUGACGACUUUUGCGCAUCUGCACUCGCUCUCCAUCGAUUUUCACUGGCAGAGACGCACUGGAGAAGUCAUUCGCGUUAUGGACCGGGGCGUCGCAUCCCUCGGUGAAGUACUCUCGGUUUUCGUAUUCACCGUAUUCCCAACCGCGAUUGAGCUCUUGCUAGUGCUCUGGGUUUUUUUCGCCAUGGGAAGCUUCUGGAUUGCCAUCACGGUACUCGUGUCGGUCCUGGUAUACGGUGUGUACAGCAAGCAGCUUACCGAAUGGCGAACGUCGUACCGCAAACUGUACAAUGAGCGCGAUAACGCCGCGGAGGCGCGUAUGGUUGAUAGCCUCCUCAACUCGGAAACGGUGAAAUUGUUUACAGCAGAGGCGCGAGAAGUCAACCGCUACACGGAAGCCUAUGUAGCGCUGCAGGAGAGCGAACGCACCCUGAUAGCUACGCUGGGGCUGUUAAACUCUGGACAGUCGGUGAUCAUUAGUUUGGGUGUUGGUAUCUCGAUGGUUAUGGCAACGAGGCGCGUGGCACGCGGCGAAGCGAGCGCCGGCGACCUCGUCAUGGUGAACGCCUACAUCCUGCAGCUGUAUCAGCCGUUGCGGUGGCUCGGUUCUGCAUACCGGCAGAUUAUGAGGGCACUUACCGAUCUGGACAAGCUCUCAAGACUUCUUGCCCUGGAACCAACCGUCCGAGACUUGCCUGGUGCGCCAGCGCUGCGCCGUCGACACGGACAAGUGGAGUUCCACCAGGUGACCUUUCACUACGAUGUCCUGUGGAGCGGCACGGAACCGGGUGCAGCGACGCGGGCCCAGAUGCCCAGUACCGCCACUGACACUGCCACUGCUACUAGUAGUAGUAGUGGUGGUGGUGGUGGUGCUGGUGGUGCUGGUGGUGUUCACAACCUGAGUUUUACCAUUCCGCCCCAACGGGUCGUUGCGGUUGUCGGUCCGUCUGGAGCCGGAAAGAGCACCAUCGUGCGUCUGCUGCUUCGUCUGAUUGACCCGCAACAAGGUGCCGUCUACAUCGACGGUCAGAAUAUUGCACAUGUAUCCCAGCAGAGUGUUCGGCAUGCGAUUGGCGUCGUCGCUCAGGAUCCUGUCCUCUUCAAUGAGACCAUUGCAUACAACAUUGCAUAUGGUGUCGAUGCCGCUGCCACACCGGCUUGUAUAGAGGCAGCGGCACGAGCCGCCCAUAUCCAUGACUUUAUCACCAAGCUCCCUGACGGUUAUCAGACGGUCGUUGGCGAACGCGGCGUGCGACUUAGCGGCGGCGAGAAACAACGCGUCGCCAUCGCUCGAGCGAUUCUGAAGAAUCCCUCCAUUCUGGUGCUGGAUGAGGCCACCUCGGCGCUCGAUACCGCAACGGAACGGGCGAUUCAAGCCAACCUAAUGGAGAUGCGGACGGGACGCACGACACUCGUGGUGGCACAUCGCCUCUCCACUGUCAUCGACGCAGAUGAAAUCCUCGUUCUGAACGGGAACGGUGAGAUUGUCGAGCGUGGUGCGCACGCCGAACUGGUGUCGCGACCUCAGGGCGCUUACCGCGCCAUGUGGGAAGCCCAGGCACGCGCCCAAGUCACCACAUCGGAUAGCGUGCCAAGUACGACGGCAUGA
This is a messenger RNA of Cyanidioschyzon merolae strain 10D, 2133 nucleotides long. Its product is annotated as ATP-binding cassette, sub-family B, member 6. Gene Ontology annotation, cellular component: membrane. Bases 1 to 2133 code for a protein of 710 amino acids. Lineage: Eukaryota; Rhodophyta; Bangiophyceae; Cyanidiales; Cyanidiaceae. Gene Ontology annotation, biological process: transmembrane transport. Gene Ontology annotation, molecular function: ATP binding; ABC-type transporter activity; ATP hydrolysis activity. The record is from RefSeq and is a predicted model, not a curated record. The transcript has a single exon.